Impatiens glandulifera is the source of this 3925-nucleotide messenger RNA. RefSeq names its product kinesin-like protein KIN-7D, mitochondrial. Lineage: Eukaryota; Viridiplantae; Streptophyta; Magnoliopsida; Ericales; Balsaminaceae. The record is from RefSeq and is a predicted model, not a curated record. The coding region runs from base 349 to 3630 and encodes 1093 amino acids. Gene Ontology annotation, molecular function: microtubule motor activity; microtubule binding; ATP binding. The transcript is spliced from 25 exons. Gene Ontology annotation, biological process: microtubule-based movement.
ACAGACUUAUAGAGAGAGAAAGAGAGAACGAAGAAGAAGACGAAGAGGAGAGAUCUUUCCAUCGUUCUCAGACGUCUCACCAUUAAAACUGUGUAGAUCUUUCUCUCCAUCAUCUGUGGCAGCUCACUUUGACUUAAAGAAGAAGAAAAGGAGGUCACAUUCAUCCAUCUCCCUUUCUCUCUCUACAUCUGCUUCAAUCUCACUUGCUUAAAGCGUCAACCGAAUUUACAAUGUUCUUCGCUUUAGUGCUUAUCACCAUGUGACUUCUGACAGAUUCCUCAUCCGCAUUCAUAUUAUUCAUGUCCAUCUCUCAAGUCUUCUUUCUAUAGUUAUUUUUCUUACUACUCAAUGGCGGCCUCUACCUCUGGGGGAAGAAGCACUUCACCGUCACAGCACCGGAGGCAGUCAUCUUCUUCAUCCUCUUCAUCGUCAUUGAUGAAUAGCCGCUUCAUUCCUCCAUCCUAUUCGUCUUCUGCCACUCCAUUUGUAGGCACCGAAAGCGCGUACAGCUCUAGAUCCGAGACACCUAGUCGGCAUCUGAAUGAUUCGAUGUAUCCGACAGGGUACGAAGAGCGGUCCACAGUUGAUUUUGCAACGGCGGAUGAUUUCAUUGAGGAACCACUGGACGCUCCAACACAGGGAGCAGAUAGCAUUUCAGUCACGAUUCGGUUUCGACCGCUGAGUGAAAGGGAAUACCAGAGGGGAGAUGAAAUUGCUUGGUCUCCAGAUGGCGAUAAAUUAGUGCGAAAUGAAUACAAUCUAGCAACUGCUUAUGCUUUCGACAGAGUAUUUGGACCUAAUGCAAUUACUCCAGAAGUAUAUGAAGUGGCUGCUAGACCAGUAGUAAAAGCUGCAAUGGAAGGCAUAAAUGGAACUGUUUUUGCCUAUGGAGUUACAAGUAGUGGGAAGACGCAUACAAUGCAUGGUGAUCAAACAUCUCCAGGCAUAAUACCCCUAGCAAUAAAAGAUGUGUUCAGCAUCAUCCAAGAUACUCCAGGCCGAGAGUUUCUUCUUCGAGUAUCAUAUCUUGAAAUCUAUAAUGAGGUGAUAAAUGAUUUGCUUGAUCCAACGGGGCAAAAUUUGCGAGUUCGCGAAGAUGCACAGGGUACUUAUGUUGAGGGUAUUAAGGAAGAAGUAGUUAUGUCCCCUGGUCAUGCUCUUUCCUUUAUUGCAGCUGGUGAAGAGCAUCGGCAUGUUGGUUCAAAUAAUUUUAAUCUAUUCAGUAGUCGUAGUCACACCAUAUUUACGCUGAUGAUUGAAAGUAGUGACCAUGGUGAUGAAUAUGAUGGGGUGAUCUUUUCUCAGCUUAAUUUGAUUGAUCUGGCUGGAUCGGAGAGCUCAAAAACUGAAACAACAGGGCUGAGGAGAAAGGAAGGAUCUUACAUAAACAAAAGUCUGUUGACAUUAGGAACGGUAAUUGGGAAACUGAGUGAAGGAAGAGCAUCGCAUGUCCCAUACAGAGACUCCAAACUCACUCGCCUCCUACAAUCGUCCUUGAGUGGCCAUGGUCAUGUUUCACUUAUUUGUACAGUCACUCCAGCAUCAAGUAAUAUGGAAGAAACUCACAAUACAUUGAAGUUUGCUAGCAGAGCAAAACAUGUUGAGAUAUAUGCCUCACGCAAUAAGAUUAUUGAUGAAAAGUCUUUGAUUAAGAAAUAUCAAAGAGAAAUAUCAACCCUCAAAGAAGAACUUGACCAUCUCAGGAGGGGAAUGAUUGCUGGUGUCAGCCAUGAGGAGGUCAUAAUCUUAAGGCAACAGUUGGAAGAGGGUCAAGUAAAGAUGCAGUCAAGAUUGGAGGAAGAAGAAGAAGCAAAGGCUGCUUUGAUGAGUAGAAUCCAGAGACUCACCAAGCUCAUACUUGUUUCCUCAAAAAGCACAAUUCCUGCUUUGAAUGAUGUGCCGGGCCAUCAACGUAGUCUUUCUGCAGAGGAUGAUAAACUUGAGAUUCUACGUGAUGGUUUGCUCUUAGAUAGUGAAAAUCAAAAGAAUUCCUUGUCUUCUACAUUUUCAAAUGAAUUUAAACACAGACGAUCUUCGAGCAAGUGGGCAGAUGAUCUAUCAGCAGCAGGGAUUACAGUUACUGAUGCAACUCAAAGGGGUGAGCUUCCUAAUGAUGUAAUGACAAUGUCAGAUGAAAUGGAUCUUCUUGUUGAACAAGUUAAGAUGCUUGCCGGUGAGAUAGCAUUCAGCACUAGUACGCUAAAACGUCUCGUGGAACAGUCUGUCAAUGAUCCUGAUGGAUCAAAAGUACAAAUUCAAAAUAUGGAACGUGAGAUACAAGAGAAAAGGAGGCAGAUGCAAGUUCUGGAACAGCGUAUUAUAGAAAAUGGUGAAGCCUCAGUUGCUAAUGCUUCACUGGUUGACAUGCAACAGACAGUCAUGAGAUUGAUGACUCAAUGUAAUGAAAAAAGUUUUGAACUCGAGAUAAAAUCUGCAGAUAAUAGAGUCCUUCAGGAACAAUUGCAUGACAAGUGUGCCGAAAACAAGGAAUUGCAAGAUAGAAUAGUUAUUUUACAACAACAGCUGGCAUCUACAACUCGUGACAAGUUAUCGUCUUUUGAAGAGAGUGUUCCCGAAGGAUUUCUUCAAAACUUGAAAAAGAAAAUUCAGUCUCAGGAAAUUGAGAAUGAGAAGAUGCAGUUAGAACGAGUCCAGAUACUGGAAGAGAACAGUGGGUUGCGUGUGCAAAACCAGAAAAUAUCUGAAGAAGCUUCAUAUGCAAAAGAACUAGCAUCUGCUGCUGCUGUAGAGUUGAAGAAUUUAGCUGGAGAAAUCACAAAGAUCUCUCUGCAGAAUGGAAAGCUGGAAAAAGAGUUAGCGGCUGCCAAAGAAUUAGCACACUCUAGAGGCGCUUCCAUGAUGAAUGGCAACAACAGGAAGCAUUCGGACAGUUACAGUAGGUCUGGAAGAAGAGGCCGUGCUUCUGGUCGACCUAAUGGCGGUUAUUCACUAUCAACAUCAUACGAUGAUUUCGAUAAUUGGGAACUUGACCCAGCUGAUAUGAAAAUGGAGUUGCAGGCAAGAAAACAGAGGGAGGCAGUCCUGGAGUCUGCAUUAGCUGAGAAAGAAAUGGUUGAAGACGAAUAUAGGAAAAAAGUAGAAGAAGGUAAGAAAAGGGAGUCUGCUCUGGAAAAUGAUUUAGCAAACAUGUGGGUGCUUGUUGCACGGCUGAAAAAAGAAAGUGCAGCUGCUGCAGCUACCGCUGCUGCUGCCGCUGCUGCUGCCGCACCCCCUCAGUUGAUGACCACAAUUGAUAGAGUUGCAGAUCGAACCGACCAAAAUGUAGACGCAAAAGCUGAGGAGACCAAAACCAAUGAUAAUAAUACUGUACUCAAAGAGGUGCAAGUUAAUGAUGCUAUUAUAAAACCAGUUCAAGAAAUUUCCAAGGAGGAAUCUCUCGUAGUUCGUCUAAAGGCGCGUAUGCAAGAAAUGAAGGAGAAGGAGCUUAAAUACGCAGGUGGUAAUGGGGAUGCAAAUUCGCAUGUAUGUAAAGUAUGCUUUGAAUCACCAACAGCAACAAUGCUUCUACCCUGCCGCCAUUUUUGUUUGUGUAAAUCUUGUUCGCAAGCCUGUUCCGAGUGUCCAAUUUGUCGCACAAAGAUCACAGAUAGGAUUUUUGCUUUCACUUAAAAAUUAAAUUAUUCGUGGCUACUGGCUACCACCCAUCUGAACUGAAAGGAAUUCUUAUCUUUUUAAUUAUUUGUAAUUUCUGCGGUUGUUGGUUGGUUGGUUGUAUGCUGUUGUAUGUAAACGCGGAAAGGUAUUUGCUUCUCUUCUUCACAAGGGGUUUGUAAAAAUAACAGCUAGUUAAAAAGUGAAUUAUAUUAUUCAUACUUCUCUAGUAGAAGUAAACAUGGAAUAGAGUGAUCUUAUUGAAGAACAACACACCUCAUCUUGAAGUUCUAAUUGUUUCAUGUCUUUUCAA